Aphanomyces invadans is the source of this 1592-nucleotide messenger RNA. RefSeq lists its product as hypothetical. The record is from RefSeq and is a predicted model, not a curated record. The coding region runs from base 80 to 856 and encodes 258 amino acids. The transcript is spliced from 2 exons. NCBI's taxonomy places the organism in Eukaryota, Oomycota, Saprolegniomycetes, Saprolegniales, Verrucalvaceae. Gene Ontology annotation, cellular component: eukaryotic translation initiation factor 3 complex. Gene Ontology annotation, biological process: cytoplasmic translational initiation.
CUGAAUUCGUGGAAUAUCGUAUUCGUCACCCCUCCCAUUCGCAACUGGUGGUGAGAGUCAACUCGCGAAUUGCACAACGAUGGCCGACCAAGAUGCGACCACCGCGACGGACCUGGUGUCCUAUGUGAAUGCUAUCCUCAAGGAAAACCCGACAGAAUCGCCGUCCCUCUCUGUCGAAGACGCUGCCGCUCUUGUUUUGUCCAAGGCUGCGGCUGUACUCGCUGUGGAAGGGCACAACACCGACGUCGAAGGCUUGUUCAAGCUUCUCGUCAAAGCCACCGGUACCACACACGUCGAAGCUUUGUUGAAGGUCGUCACCGCCAACCGCAACAACGCUGUCUUGAAGCUCCGUGUGCUCGCCGAUCUGUUCAACGGAACGCCUGCUGCCAAGUCUUCGUUGCGCUUCCAAGUCUUGCUCGCGACCAUCCAGUUUGCUGGUACGACCGACAACCUCGCGCUCGUCAUGAGGUACUGCUUUCGUUCGUUGGAAGGGACACGCGGCCAUGAUGUACGUAGCUACUUCGACAACAUCGACGCCCUCCUUGUCGGCGCGUCCGUGGACAACUUGAAGACGCUCUAUUUGACCAUUGCAGACCUCUUGGAGACCAAACAACAGGAUUCCCAAGCCGCCCUUCGAUUUUUGGAAAAGUACUUGAAGUUGGUGUCCGCCGCAGACGCCGCCAAGGCCAAGGCCGUCGCCGUGCGUGCCGCCGUGCUCGUGAUCAAGUCGCCUAUCGCAAGCUUUGUGGCGCACGUGGACUUGCUGCAUUUGCCCGCCGUGCAGGCCCUCAAGGGUGUGGACAAGGUCCGUUCUUCGCUUCUGCUGGAAGUCUUUACGUCUGGUGUAGGUGUUUGAGCUGUUGGAGAUCUUCUCGAGCAAAACGUUGACGGACUAUUUGGCGUUUGAAAAGUCGUGUGCGGGUGUACUGAAAGAGCACGGCAUCGACUCGGCGGCUGCUACCGCCAACAUGCGGCUGCUCACGCUGUGCGCGUACCCCACGGGCCACGACGACAUUUCAUUUGACGACAUCAUGGCCAAGCUCCAAGUUCCAGAAGCCCAAGUAGAGACGUGGGUCGUUCAAGCGAUCACGGCCAACUUGAUCCAGGCGAAAAUCAAUCAGCUCGGCCGCAGCGUCGUCAUCUCGCGCAGCUUGCAGCGAGGUUUUGCCCUCUCCGACUGGAAAGACCUCCACGCGACCCUCUUGCGGUACAAGACAAACGUCGGCACGCUCCUCGACACGAUCCGCCAAGCCCAAACGGCAACGCACAAGAAAUAAUAUGCUUAGACACCCCUUGAAUAAACCCCCACAUUUUGUGCUCCUCUGUAGUUGCUGGUCUGGCGCGAAUGGCCAUUCGCACCACCGUGGCUGUUGCCGAUUUGGUGCUAGACACAUCCAUGGCUUUGGCUCGCCGGCGCUCACCAGGGACUCGAUGGGGGGUGUGGCGUACCCUUUCUUCGCGACCGACGUGCCCCAUGGACUUUCAGCAGCAGCUGUGGUUCUACAAUGGGUCGACGCAGGACAAUGCCGACGACGUUGGUCGAGAUUGUGUCCAUGAUGUCGUGGGUGGAGCUAUUCCAUGGCGCAACAGGG